Molecule: messenger RNA, 2264 nt
Organism: Camelina sativa (false flax)
Lineage: Eukaryota; Viridiplantae; Streptophyta; Magnoliopsida; Brassicales; Brassicaceae
Product: DNA (cytosine-5)-methyltransferase DRM2
Cellular component (GO): nucleus
Molecular function (GO): protein binding; DNA (cytosine-5-)-methyltransferase activity
Source: RefSeq, a predicted model, not a curated record
UUUUGUUUCACUGUUUGUUGAGUAAACGGAACAAAGCUCUCUCUCACCGACGGCGACAGUAACAUUGCCGGAGGCGGGAGUGCUUCUGCGAAUCUGUAGCUCAAAAUCAAAAAUUCUGGGUGUACUACAUUGGUGUUCCUUCCUUGAUCCCAUCAGAUUACUACAACAAUGGCGCAGGAUUCUGCUGGUGAUGACGAUUAUGUGGAUUGGAAUACCGAUGAUGAUUUGGAGAUUGAUAACUUUCAGUCAUCUCCAUCUCCAGUACAUUCCAGGGCCGAUACUUUAGUUGGUGUAGCCGUGACAACUAGUUCCUUGAGCUCUCCUACUACUGAGACAACUGACUUAGUUCAGAUGGGCUUCUCAGACGAGAUUUUUGCUACAUUGUUUGACAUGGGAUUUCCUGUUGAGAUGAUUGCUAGAGCAAUCAAGGAAGCUGGACCAAAUGCAGAAACUUCGGUUAUUAUUGAUACUAUCUCCAAGUACUCAAGUGAUUGUGAAGCUGGUUCUUCCAAGUCCAAGACUAUUGAUCAUUUCCUUGCCAUGGGAUUUGAUGAAGAAAAAGUUUUCAAAGCUAUUCAUGAACAUGGAGAAGAAAAUAUGGAGAAAAUAGCUAAUGCACUCCUCUCUUGUCCAGAGGCAGAGAAAGUAGCAGAAGUAAAAGAAGAAGACGACAUUGAUUGGUCUGAUGAUGAGAUCAAUUAUGCUGAUUUAUUAAUCUCUGAUGAUGAGGAGGAUCCAAACUCCUCCAAUGAAAAUGGCAACCAAAUACGUUCUUUGGUGAGAAUGGGUUUUUCAGAGGUAGAAGCUUCUCUAGCUGUGGAGAGAUGUGGGAAAAAUGUGGACAUUGCAGAGCUCACGGACUUCCUUAGUGCUGCUCAGAUGGCUCGAGAAUUUAGUGAGUUCCACACUGAUCCUGAAGAACAAAAGCCUAGACAUGAUGUUAAGAAAAGGCGGUUAGAGUCGAAUAGAGAGUCAAGGUCAUCUGUUGAUGAUGAGCCGGUUCGCCUACCAAAUCCAAUGAUAGGAUUUGGGCUUCCAAAUGAGCCAGGACUCAUCACAUCUCGAAAACUUCCAGAGUUAGCACGAGGUCCACCUUUUUUCUACUACGAAAAUGUCGCCCUCGCACCUAAAGGUGUCUGGGAGACUAUAUCUCGACAUCUAUAUGAGAUUCUACCGGAGUUUGUGGACUCGAAGUACUUUUGUGCUGCUGCGAGGAAGAGGGGUUACAUCCACAACCUGCCUAUCAACAACAGAUUCCAGAUUCAGCCUCCACCAAAAUACACUGUUAAUGAAGCAUUUCCUUUGACUAAAAAAUGGUGGCCAGAGUGGGAUACAAGGACCAAGCUGAACUGCAUUUUGACUGUUACAGGCAGUGCCCAGUUAACUGAGAGGAUCCGUACAGCCCUUGAGCCUUACACUGGAGAACCAGAACCGCCUAAGCAUGUACAAAAAUAUGUGAUUGACCAGUGUAGAAGAUGGAACCUCGUCUGGGUGGGGAAGAAUAAAGCUGCCCCACUCGAGCCAGAUGAGAUGGAGAAUCUUCUGGGAUUUCCAAAAAAUCAUACACGAGGUGGUAGAAUGAGCAGAACUGAGCGGUACAAGUCUUUGGGAAAUUCUUUUCAGGUAGAUACUGUGGCCUAUCAUCUGUCUGUCCUGAAACCCAUUUUCCCGAAUGGUAUCAAAGUUUUAUCGCUUUUCACGGGUAUUGGAGGUGGAGAAGUGGCGCUUCAUCGUCUCCAAAUCCGAAUGAAGCUUGUUGUGUCUGUUGAGAUCUCAAAAGUCAACAGAAAUAUUUUGAAGGACUUUUGGGAACAAACUAACCAAACUGGAGUUUUGAUUGAGUUUGAUGAUGUGCAGAACUUAACUAAUGAUACCAUCGAAAAAUUGAUGGAAAGAUACGGUGGUUUUGAUUUAGUUAUUGGAGGAAGUCCUUGCAACAAUCUGGCAGGUGGUAACAGAGUAAGCCGAGUUGGUCUUGAAGGUGCCCAGUCUUCUUUGUUCUUUGAGUACUGCAGGAUUCUGGAUGUUGUACGUGCAAGGAUGAGAAGAUCUUGAUCCCUGAAUUGAAGUUGAUAUGACUUGUCUUCUUAGUAUCUUUAUCUAUAGCAUCGUAUCUGUUAUUUUGGGAUUAAAAUCUAGUUGAACUUUAUCUAUAGCAUCGUAUCUGUUAUGUAAUUUGGCCGUACAUCAUUGAUUGACAUAAAGCCAACAUAACUCUCUUGCUUUUUACACCAAUGUAUCUGCAGCUGCAUCUUCACUUUUCU